Messenger RNA from Anoplophora glabripennis (Asian longhorned beetle), 1334 nucleotides. RefSeq names its product venom protease-like. The record is from RefSeq and is a predicted model, not a curated record. NCBI's taxonomy places the organism in Eukaryota, Metazoa, Arthropoda, Insecta, Coleoptera, Cerambycidae. The coding region runs from base 233 to 1285 and encodes 350 amino acids. The transcript is spliced from 6 exons. Gene Ontology annotation, biological process: proteolysis. Gene Ontology annotation, molecular function: serine-type endopeptidase activity.
CUUCGCCUUUUUAGUCUAUUCAAACUGUAGCUAUAAACACUAUAAAUUUAUUGUCAUUAUUAUAUUCAUUUAACAAUUCUGUUUAUAAGAUUUAGGUACCUAUACUAAUGGAAUAACACAGAGUAAACAAAAAUAAAUUAUCGAAGGUCUCGAUAUUGUCCAUGUUGUUUACUGCAAAAAUCGGCACGAUUAAUUUAGUUCCUUCUGAGUAACAUGUCUAUCAGGCUUGACUAUGGCUCGCCUUUAUGUGUUUUUUUUUCUUUGUUGCAGUUCUUCUGCCACUUUAUAUAAAGGAGACAAAUGUUCUAUGCAAGAUGGCGGCGAGGGCACGUGCAUGCUUAUAAAGGAAUGUUCGACCGCUGUGCAACUUAUAAACACAGGUGUUAAUCCAAUCAUAUGUGGAUUCGAAGGAAUUGAUCUGAUUGUUUGCUGCAAAUAUGACGAGGAGGUAGGAAUGGCUAAUACCACCACGACAACCAAUCGAGUUCUUGGCAGAACACCAGGAGAUAAAAGCAAACAAAAAUGCAAGGAAUAUGCGGAUUACGCCUACAAAAAGAUUGAACCUCCUACAUUAUUGCUAUAUCCUCAUUUUACAAAAAAUCUUGUGUGUGAUAUUCCGAGAAACAGGCUUGUUGUGGGGAGUACUCAGACAUCAAGAAAGGAAUUUCCUCAUAUGGCUCUUGUUGGUUAUAAACCUAAAGAUGAAGAAGAAUAUGAAGAAGUUAUUUGGCAAUGUGGAGGCUCCCUCAUAAGUGAAAACUUUAUUUUGACAGCCGCACAUUGCACAGUUUCACGUACAAUAAGUAUGUGCUUGAGACUCUCAAAAAACGUAAAAUUUAAUAUGUACGUACGACCAGCGUGCCUUCAAACAGAAAGACACAUCCCCUACGACUUAGCCAUAGCCUCAGGUUGGGGGGCUGUUUCGUACGUGGGUGAACGGAGCAACGAAUUGCUUCAAGUAGUGGUUGAAUUCUACAGCGUGGAUAAAUGCAACCACACGUACAAACGGUUUAUUUCACCCACUGGUAGAUUGCAAGAUGGCAUCGUCGACGAUCUGAUAAUUUGCGCCGGGAGCACUAAAGCAGUAAGGACGAUAUGUCAGGGGGACGCUGGAGGUCCUCUUCAAGUAUAUCACGAGGAGACUGAAGAAAUCAAAUGUAUGUACGACAUCAUCGGAGUGAUUUCCUUUGGAAUAUCCUGCGGUUUGCUGAAAGACAAUCCUGGGUUGUACACCAGAGUAUCGAGUCACAUAAAGUGGAUAGAAGAUACUGUUUGGCCGACCUAAUAGUAUACUUUUCUUUUUAAUUUGAUUUGUAAAUAUAUGACAAUGCAGU